AUGACUCUCUUCAGUGCAGCUGAAAAGGGAGACCUGAGGAAAGUUCAAUAUCUUAUCUCACAAGGUACUUACGUCGGUGCCAGCGAUUAUGGAUGCAAUGCAACUCCCCUCCAUGUUGCCUGUGCACAGGGGCACGUAGAGGUUGUGCGAACUCUUCUCAUGAAUGGUGCGGAUUUUGAGUGUGAUUCCGAUAACUAUGAAUUUCCUAUGCACGCUGCCUGUGAGGGAGGGUCCCCAGAAAUUAUCAGACUCCUGCUUGACGCAGGUGCGGACGUCGACAUCAAGACUCUAGAUGGCAGAACACCUCUUGAGGAGGCUAUUUUUGCGGGACAUUUAGAGGCCACGCAAACCCUUAUCGACGCAAACGCGGACAUCCAUGUCAAAGGUGGCUUCUUUGGAACUGCGCUUAUUGCUGCCGUUCAUAGCCAAAACAUCCCGGUAGCGCGACAACUUCUCCGAAUGGGAGCAGACCCGAAUGCUGAGGCUGGCGAGUAUGGAAAUGCUCUCAUGGCUGCUAUGCAACCUGUAAAUAAGAAGUCAGGAGAAAUACAGUGUGAAAGACUGGAGAUGGUGUCCCUUCUUUUAAAGUAUGGUGCUGAACCCGAUAUGAUUACCACCGUCGUGGGAGACGUGUUGAGCGAGAGGGUUAUGGAGCCCCCUCUUUACUCUGCCAUUAUGUCAUCGACUUCGAGAACAGAGGGGAUUGAGAUGGUCAAGCUUCUCUUUGAAUAUGGCGCGGAUGCCAAUAUUCAAUGUGGUGAAUAUGGAACUGCUCUCGGCGCUGCCCUUUCUCUUGGAAACUCAUCCUUGACGGAGCUUCUUUUGGAUAACGGCGCGAAUGUCAAUGUCGGAGGCGGCGAACAUGACACUCCUCUCAUUGCUGCUGUUGGUAGCAGCAAUUUGCCGAUGGUAAAGCUUUUUGUUGACAGAGGCGCGCGUGUCAAUACCAUCGGCGGCGAAUACGGCACUGCUCUCCAUACUGCUGCUAGUAUGGGGAACGCUACCCUAGUGAAGUAUCUUGUUGAGAGUGGUGCGGAUGUCAAUAUCAUUGCCGGCAAAUAUGGAAGUGUCCUAAGUGCUGCCGCUUAUUCGGCGGAUCGCAAGUUGGACAUUUUGCUGGCUGCACGUGAGGAUGAGGCUAGGAAUAUUAGACGUGACGCGAAUCCACGUGCAUAUUACGAGGUUGAGUUACAGUCUUCGCCAAAGCCAAUUGAACCAUUGGAACCUGAAAUCAUCGAAGUACAGUUCAAGGAAUUGUUCCCGUCGAUCAAAGAGAUUUUUGAAUUUCUUCUUCUUCGAGGCGUGGAUCCCAACGCCCAAGGCAGCAAGUAUGGAAGUCCCCUUCACAUUGUCUCCGCCUAUCAUUUCCAAGAACAUGCUCUUGAUCUCUCAAAAUUUCUGAUUGAGUAUGGCGCAGAUAUCAACUUUGUGGGCGGCAAAUUUGACACUGCUCUUCACGCAGCCGCCUACAAAGGACAUGUUAACCUCUUCCAGUACCUUCUCGACUUGGGUGCGGAGAUCUGCAUUCAUGAUCGCGAGGGUAGAACUGCUCCUGAUCUUGCCACUCAAAACGUCUCAGAGAUCCUGAGGUGCGUUCUAGUGAAAAAGUGGAUUACUUGGGAAAGCUGA
Molecule: messenger RNA, 1629 nt
Organism: Penicillium taxi
Lineage: Eukaryota; Fungi; Ascomycota; Eurotiomycetes; Eurotiales; Aspergillaceae
Product: ankyrin repeat domain-containing protein
Exons: 1
Coding region: 1-1629 (542 amino acids)
Molecular function (GO): protein binding
Source: RefSeq, a predicted model, not a curated record